Messenger RNA from Helianthus annuus (common sunflower), 306 nucleotides. Its product is annotated as glycine-rich cell wall structural protein 1.0-like. The transcript has a single exon. Bases 1 to 306 code for a protein of 101 amino acids. NCBI's taxonomy places the organism in Eukaryota, Viridiplantae, Streptophyta, Magnoliopsida, Asterales, Asteraceae. The record is from RefSeq and is a predicted model, not a curated record.
AUGGUGCAAGUGAAUUCGGGGGGUCGUUAUGGUGAUUAUGGCGGCGAUUACGGUCGUUAUAGGGGCGGUGGGUAUGGCGGCGGAGGUUACGGAGGGAGUGAGUUAGGUGGGUAUGGUCGCGGUGGUGGCGGCGGCGGUGGUUAUGGCGGGCCAGGUGGCGGGUAUGGCGGUUAUGGUGGGCCAGGUGGCGGCGGUGGCGGUGGGUAUGAGUCGGGUGCGGGUUCAGGUUACGGUGGAGCGGGUGGGCCGUACGGUAGUAGGGCAGGUUAUAGUGGUGGUAGCCGUUACCACCCUUAUGGCAGGUAG